Gracilinanus agilis (Agile Gracile Mouse Opossum) is the source of this 2204-nucleotide messenger RNA. Its product is annotated as triadin-like. The record is from RefSeq and is a predicted model, not a curated record. Gene Ontology annotation, molecular function: signaling receptor binding. The transcript is spliced from 19 exons. NCBI's taxonomy places the organism in Eukaryota, Metazoa, Chordata, Mammalia, Didelphimorphia, Didelphidae. Bases 527 to 1876 code for a protein of 449 amino acids. Gene Ontology annotation, cellular component: sarcoplasmic reticulum; membrane.
ACAGACCCCAAAGAUCUGUAAUUAUCCUAGGAUUGCUGUGGGGGUUUGCCUGCUUUUUCCUCGUUAUUUUGCGUGUGCGAGCCCAUGUGCGUUUGUUUGUGCCUGUGAUCCUUCUCGUUCUCGGCGUUUGUUGUCCCACUUUGGUCCUGGAGGGCUGGUGCGAGAGCUCUCACGCGUGUGUGUUAAGUGUGGGGGGUCCCGGCCGUGCCAAAAAAGAUCUGCUGAAGAGUCCGAGGGAGGCGGGCAGGGCUAUUUUUGUUCGAAGCUGAUACCUUUUGCUUGGGUUGAAGUCGCUGCCUGGGAGAGGGCUCAGGUUAUUUCCCGAGGGGGGGCAGAACUGGGCAGAAGAGACCUAAAGUUCAACGAAGUCCCAAGAAGCAGCUAGAACAGCGAGGAAAAAGCAGGGGCCCCCCACAAGUGAACAGUACACCCUCGGGCUGGGCCAGCUCCAGUACCCCGAAGCUUUCUUCAGUCUGCCAUCUGAACUGCACCUUUUUGAAACUGAUUAACACUCACCCCUGCCACCAUGACUGAGAUCACAGCAGAAGGUCACACAUCUACAACCACCACUGUGAUAGAUGGCAAAAAUGGAUCUGUGCCCAAGACAUCUGGAAAAGUACUGAAAAGAUCAGUGACAGAAGAUAUUGUCACGACAUUCAGCUCUCCAGCUGCAUGGCUCCUAGUUAUUGCCCUAAUCAUUACUUGGUCAGCUGUGGCAGUUGUCAUGUUUGAUCUAGUGGAUUACAAAAACUUUUCAGCAAGCUCAAUUUCCAAGAUUGGCUCUGACCCUCUAAAAAUUGUCCAUGAUGCUGUGGAAGAAACUACAGAUUGGAUCUAUGGAUUUUUUUCUUUGUUGUCUGAUAUCAUAUCUUCUGAUGGUGAAGAAGAUGAUGAUGACGAUGAUGGAGUUGAUACCGAUGAAGAAGAAGAAGAAGAGCCUCCCUUGAAAAAAAAGGAAAUUCACAAAGAGAAGGCUGAAAAGCUAGAAAAACCUGAAAAGAAAAUCACACCUAAAGUAACUCACAAAGAAAAACCAGAAAAAGAAAAACCAGCAAAGGAAAAACCAGCAAAAGAAAAACCAGCAAAAGAAAAACCAGAAAAGAAAGCAAGUCACAAGGAUAAACAUGAGAAAAAAGGAAAACCAGAAGCAAGAACACUACUAAAAGAUGAAAAGAAGAGUAAAGGCUCAAAAGCUGAAGAAAAGAGUAAGAAGGAAGUGAAAAGUGGAAAAUCAGAGAAGGUGAAGCAAGCUGAUACCAAAGCAAAAAAGGAGAAAACACCAGCUAAACCCAAAGGCAAGGAAGAAAAAGGAGCUGCAACUGUCUCAAAAAAUGAACAGAAAGAUCAGUUUGCAUUCUGUCGCUAUAUGAUUGACAUGUUUGCCCAAGGGGAUUUAAAACCAGGUCAAAGUCCAGCGAUACCUCCUCCACUACCUGUUGGGCAAGUUUCCCAACCCGAACUGGCAACAUCAGCUCUUAAAGAAAAAGUAGGAGAAAAGAAGAAAAUUCCUGCAAAGAAAGAAACUUCUGAAAUUGAUAUAGAAAAGGAAGACGUCAAGAAGAAAACUUCUGAGAAGGAGGCUAUAGUUGAGGUUAAAAAAAAAGAGAGUGGGAAAGCUUCUGAAGCCAAACAAGGGACUAUAAAAGUGGCUACACAAGGUUCUAAGAUAACAAAGUCGGCAGACGUAGACCGUCCUAAAGAAAAAAAACAGGAAAAGAAAGACAAAAACGCGGAACCAGCCCCAAGUGAAAAACAAGUAAAAUCAAAAACUGAACGAAGCAAAGCAGUAGUUGCUGCUGCCUCAACAAAAAAAGCAGCCACAGAAAAGGAUGAAGAAAAAUCAAUCCAGGAAGAUGAUCAAGGUAAAAAAAAAUGAAGCGCGUUGACAUUAUCUCCUUUAGAAAAACAACUUCACGAGGAGGAAAACACUGGAUUCAGACAGGCAGAAGACAAUAACCUUUAAAUUCAUUGCUCCAUUAGUGAUUGUUUCCCUGUGCCACAGAAAAUUUGAGCCCACCAUCUUGGCUUGUCUCUCAUUCAUGUAAUUCAAUUUGAGAACAGGCAGACCUUACCAAGCACAUCAUUACUUCUCAAGAAAAAUAAGGCUGCUGGAAACAAGAAAAAUAAUUAUGGGACUCACAACCAGGUUUUUGUUCUAUUUGCUAGUCCAGCAUCACCAGUAAUAAAUCAGUUUAUUCUCCUGA